UCGAACAAGUUGUGUACUGCGUGUGUACACAUCAAGUUAUAGGAUAAGAGAAUUUGCCAUCGUCGCGAUGAAUCAUCCGUCGUGCAUAAAAAUCCCUGGUUCCAAAGAAACUUUAAUUUGUCCAAGUUCGAAUGUAAGAGAUGUGGAUAUUCGCGAUCAGCUAUGCACUAAAAAUGAUCUUAUUUCAAUGGCAAAUGAAAUCUUUGGUGAAAACGAAUGGAAUCAUACAGUGACGAAUCAAACUUUAGAUUUUGUUGAAUACACCGCAAAUAAAUAUCAUGUCGGAUGCGCAGCCUUUGUUAAAGUUCAAUUACGUGACGGAACGAUUCACGAGGACUUAGGAUACAGUAACUCGGAGGGACCUAACAAAGGCGUAGUUAUAUUUUCAGCAAGAACUGGUUCUAUUACAAAUGCAUUGAAAAACACUCUGUUGUGCUUUGGUGGUGAUAUUACUUCAAAAAUUCGAAAUUAUAUCAAAACAAAAAUCGAGAGUUCAAUUUCAACCAUUUCUGAUAUUGGAGAACCACAAAAGAUUGUUCCCCCUAAGGUACGGAACACUCCAAAUGCUCAAUCCACACCCCAUAAAACACCAUCACCGAGGCGCGACAUGCCAACCAUUACACUCAAUUGUGAUAAUCGAGGGGUUUCAUCAGUUUCAAAUAAUGAAGAACCAAAAAUACAAUCACCAAAACAUCUCAAGUCAGUGGAAAACUGCGCUAAGGUUGAUAAAUCUGCAAUGACGGAGGAGGAACGAAGAUUGGAGAGAAAACGUCGACAAGCACAGAAGCAAGAAGAGUAUAAAAGGUCAUUGAAAGAAAUGGCACUUGGUGAGAAACCAAAUCCAAGAUUUUAAUUUGACAAAUUUCUACGGAGUAAUAACUUACUAAGCUGAGUGAUAAAAAAAUUUUUUUUUCAUUAAAUAUACAAUAUACAUUUUCUUAA
This is a messenger RNA of Diprion similis, 942 nucleotides long. Its product is annotated as DNA repair protein RAD52 homolog. Gene Ontology annotation, biological process: mitotic recombination; double-strand break repair via homologous recombination; double-strand break repair via single-strand annealing. The record is from RefSeq and is a predicted model, not a curated record. NCBI's taxonomy places the organism in Eukaryota, Metazoa, Arthropoda, Insecta, Hymenoptera, Diprionidae. The transcript has 6 exons. Gene Ontology annotation, cellular component: nucleus. The coding region runs from base 68 to 853 and encodes 261 amino acids.